Molecule: messenger RNA, 96 nt
Organism: Indicator indicator
Lineage: Eukaryota; Metazoa; Chordata; Aves; Piciformes; Indicatoridae
Gene: SLN
Product: sarcolipin
Exons: 1
Coding region: 1-96 (31 amino acids)
Cellular component (GO): membrane
Molecular function (GO): enzyme regulator activity
Source: RefSeq, a predicted model, not a curated record
AUGGAACGAUCCUCACGAGAACUUUUCCUCAACUUCUUGAUCGUCCUGAUCACUGUGUUGCUGAUGUGGCUCCUUGUGAAGUCUUAUCAGGAGUGA